Messenger RNA from Kluyveromyces marxianus DMKU3-1042, 1410 nucleotides. It is a transcript of the gene CPS1, whose product is annotated as M20 family metallopeptidase. Gene Ontology annotation, molecular function: carboxypeptidase activity. Lineage: Eukaryota; Fungi; Ascomycota; Saccharomycetes; Saccharomycetales; Saccharomycetaceae. The transcript has a single exon. Bases 1 to 1410 code for a protein of 469 amino acids. The record is from RefSeq and is a predicted model, not a curated record. Gene Ontology annotation, cellular component: fungal-type vacuole lumen.
AUGUACAAACCAUUCUACACUUUACACGAACAAUUAGAAGCUGACUUUCCAUUAAUUUGGUCUAAGCUACAAGUGGAAAAGGUAAACGAAUUGGCAUUGCUCAUCACAUGGAAGGGAUCUGAUGAAUCUUUGAAGCCAUUGCUAUUUGCCUCUCAUUUGGAUGUCGUUCCUGUGGAGAGACAAACAUGGGACGAGUGGAAGCAUCCACCCUUCAGUGCAGAUAUUGAAUACGACCCCGAAGACUACCUAAAAAGCACUGUAUGGGGGCGUGGUUCAUUCGAUGACAAAAAUAUGUUAAUCGGCGAAUUGCAAGCCGUUGAACUGUUAUUGUCAAAAGGAUUUGAACCAAAGAGAGGUAUUAUUAUUGCUGUUGGAAGUGACGAAGAAGCAAGUGGGUUUUUUGGCGCUCAAAAGAUUAACGAGGUUUUGCUUGAAAGAUAUGGAGAGGGUGGCAUUUAUGCAAUUGUUGACGAAGGUUUAAAUGGUAUCCAGGUUAAAGAAGGUGUGCAUAUUGCAUCACCAGGAACAGGUGAAAAGGGCUUUAUCAAUUUCUGGAUUCACUUAACAACACCAGGUGGCCAUUCCUCUGUCCCACCAGACCAUACUUCGAUUGGUAUUGUUUCUGGUUUAUUGAAGAAGAUCGAAAGCCAAAAAUUCCCAGUGUUGUUCACUGAAAAAAAUCCUGUGUCUCAAUGGUACCAAUGUGUUGCCCAAUAUUCUCCAGAUAUGGAUAAUGAAUUGAGAUUCGACUUUUUGAAUGCUAUGAAUGAUGAAGAAUCUAAUGCGCACGUAAUUAGCUAUCUUUUGGAAACCGGCGGUAAAAAAGUGGAAUAUCUAUUGCGUACUUCCCAAGCCAUUGAUAUUAUUGAUGGUGGUUUCAAAGCAAAUGCUCUACCAGAAACUGUUUCUGUUCUAAUUAAUUCCAGAGUAGCUCUUGAAUCCACGGUUAAUGAAACCAUGGCCAAAUUUAUCAACCAAAUCAAAGAGACUUGCGCGGAAUUCGAUUUAGGUCUUGAGUACAAUGGCUUAGAAAUCAUUGAAAAAACUGAAUACGGAUCUUUCUCGGUAGAAAUUGAUGUUGGAAGAGACCCAAUCCCCUCUUCACCAAACAACGACGUCUGGAAACAUUUUGCGGGAAGUAUAAAGUCUUUCUACGAAGACGUUGUAUUCCCAGCUAGGUUCGAGAACCCUCCUAAUGAGCUUGUUAUUGCACCAACUAUAAUGAGCGGUAACACUGACUGUAUGAAUUACUUAUCUUUGACAGAUAAUAUCUACAGAUUCCAACCAGGUUUCAUAAGCCCCGAUACCAUUGGCACUAUCCAUUCAGUGAAUGAACAUGUUGAUUUCGAAACUGUUAUGAACUCCGUCGCUUUUGUGUACCAUUACAUCGAGGCCGUUCAAUUAGUAUAA